UCCCGGUUGAGCUCUCGCCGGUUCAGAUGCGUUCCUCCGCUCCGGUUGGACUCCGCGCGCGUGCCGUGCCGCGCUGCUCCCAUUUUGCUUGUAGUUUUCCGCAUUAUUUCCAGGUCAGAGGCGCGGCGCUUCCUGUGCGGCGCGUGCGUGCGGACUGAAGAUGGCCGCAGAUGGAGGCGCUCUGAAGGAUAUCAAUGAAAUUAAAUCGCAGUUCCGGACUCGCGAGGGAUUCUACAAGCUGCUCACCCUCUCGGACUCUCAGCAGCGGGCCGGGCUGCCGCGGGGCCCCUCGGCGGGCGUCACGGGCGGCGGCGCCGGUGUUGGGCUGGUGCAGGGGCCCGGGGCCGCCAACUCCUCCCCGGGCUUCCUGCCGCCGGUGCGGGUGUCGAUGGUGAAGCUGAAGCCCGAGGACCCCAGCGAGGAUUCGGAGCGAGUGUGCUUCAACAUCGGCAGGGAACUUUACUUCUACACCUACACGAACAUCAAGAAGGCAGUGGAUCUCAGUAAGCCCAUAGACAAGCGCAUCUAUAAGGGAACUCAGCCCACCUGUCAUGACUUUAAUCAGUAUUCUGCUACGGCGGACAGCGUGGCUCUGAUCGUGGGAUUCUCUGCAGGACAGGUGCAGUACCUCGACCCCAUCAAGAAGGAGACCAGCAAGCUCUUCAACGAGGAGAGGCUGAUAGACAAAUCAAAGGUGACAUGUCUCAAGUGGCUUCCGAAGUCAGAGAACCUCUUCCUCGCAUCUCACGCCAGCGGUCACCUCUACCUCUAUAACGUGGAGCACCCAUGUGGCACCACCGUGCCGCAGUACUGUCUGCUCCGUCAAGGCGAGGGCUUCGCAGUUUACUCCUGCAAGACCAAGACGCCCCGUAACCCGCUGCUCCGCUGGGCUGUCGGCGAGGGAGGGCUAAACGAAUUUGCCUUCUCGCCCGACGGCGUUCACGUGGCCUGCGUCGGUCAAGAUGGCUGCUUGCGAGUUUUUCACUUCGACUCGAUGGAGCUUCAAGGCGUGAUGAAGAGCUACUUCGGCGGGCUUCUCUGCGUCUCCUGGAGCCCCGAUGGGAAGUAUCUUGCAACGGGUGGAGAAGACGAUUUAGUGACGGUUUGGUCGUUCGCAGAGAGUCGCGUGGUUGCGCGCGGACACGGGCACAAGUCGUGGGUCAACGUCGUCGCGUUCGACCCGUUCACGACGAAACUGGAGGACGAGGAGCCGAUGGAGCUCAGUGGUAGUGAGGAGGAUUUCCAGCAGGGGGCGCUGCACUUUGGCCGCGUGCGAACCAGUAGCACGCUCUCACGACUUUCGCGGCACAGCUCCAAAGGCGGUGCUUCGUCCGUGUCGUACCGCUUCGGAUCAGUUGGGCAAGACACGCAAUUCUGUUUGUGGGAUCUGACGGAUGAUGUUCUAUAUCCGCGGCUUCCGCUCUCCCGCGCAAUUACAAACACCUUCGGCCCUACGCUCCCGAGUGGAAGCAGCGUUGUCGAAGGUCACCACCAUCCCUCCAACCCUCAUCAGACGUCGACGUUGCCACUGCCUUUGCCUCGUUCGCUGUCGCGCUCCAAUUCCCUUCCGCAUCCCGCUGUCGCAAACACCUCCAAAAGCCAGGGGGCGACGGAGAGCAGCGUUACGAGCAGCAGCGGCGGAGGAGGAGGAGGGGGAGCAGGAGGAACAAUCACGCCGUUUAGCAUUGGACGCUUUGCAACGCUUUCUCUACAAGAGCGCAAAACGGACAAAUCCGGGGUGGGAGGGGAAAAGGAGCACAAGCGCUAUCACAGCCUCGGGAACAUCAGCAAAAGCAAUGAUAAGAUCAACGUGGCGCCGCGCAGUAACAGGCUAGAUGGCGCUAAAGUGCUGGGAACCACACUGUGUCCUCGUAUGAACGAAGUGCCGCUGCUGGAGCCACUGGUGUGCAAGAAAAUCGCCCACGAGCGGCUCACCGUUCUGGUCUUCAUGAACGACUGCAUCAUCACGGCAUGUCAGGAAGGACUCAUCUGCACUUGGGCCAGACCUGGGAAAGCGCAUCCGUCUCAGCCGCUGUCAGCACAGAACGGAAACUCUCCGAGCGGGACGGUGGUAUAACCGAAGCCUCAUUCUCGUGUCUUCAUCCGGAGCAUCACAGUGUCGAACCCAUCCAUUGAAUCCUUACCAAACCACUUCGCUUAAGUUGCACAUGAACGCAUACACACCGGGACCAUUUUGCACCGCUGCGACGCACCACGGCUCUCUCCUGCAGACAGACUGCGAGACUCUUCUGUGCAGAAACCCUGCUGGCCUCUUCUCUAGCCGAGUUUACUGUAAAAGCCACGGCCAAUUAAUUUCCGAUUUAUUUAUUUGAUCAUCGAGACUUCUAUUGUACAUAUUCAGACUACUCUAUAACGGCAGAGGACGUAUAUUGAAAUAAUGAACUCAAAUAAUUAAUAUAUGAAGAUCCUAUAUUGUACAUAGUGACAGAUGCAUUGAAUGUGGAUUGACGAGUUCUUGUUCUAGUGUGCUAGUGCUUCAGUGGUGAUCUGCCUGAGAAAGUGACUUGAGUUUUCCGCUUCAUAGAUCACAGAUGCUACUCGAGAGGGGAGGUUAGUGUCGUCUAGAAAUAGUGUCCAAUGGUAGGCCGGGUUUAUGAACCGUAAAAGUGAGAUUUUAUAUAUUUACUAAGUUUUUGGUAAGCAAAGAAUGUCACCGCUGAAUGAAAUCGGACAUUUGUGCGAUUCUCACGUGACUGUUUAGAGCUAGUCCAAACUAGAAGCGGAUCUCUUAAAAUUUGCCUUGUUGAACGCAAGACUGUGGAAGCCUGUUUCUGCCACAGAAUAAAAAAUAAAAAUGGUUAUUGCAGCUUUUUAUCUCACAAUUUAGAAAAAUGUAAUAUAUAAACUAAAAAAAAAAAAAAACUGAAUUGUGUCACCUGUUCAGAAAUAUUCUGUGGAGGAAACAAAAAACAGAAUUUGUAAAUCGUGAUUAAAAAAAGUCAGAAUUGUGGAAAGUCAAAAUUGCGAGAUACAAAAUCAGAAUUCCGAAAAAAGCUAAAAUUGCAAGAUGAACUCAGAAUUGCAAAAAAAGUCAUUGUGAAACAAACUCAGAAUUCUGGGAAAAAAGUAAAAUUGCGAGAUAUAAACUCAGAAUUCCAGAAAAAAGUUAAAAUUGCGAGAUAUAAACUCAGAAUUGCGAAAAAAUCUAAUUUGCGAGAUAUUAAAUCAGAAUUCCUGAAAAAAAUUACAAUUGUGAUAUAUAAACUCAGAAAAGCAAGAAAAAAGUUAAAAUCGCAAGAUGAACUCAGAAUUGCAAGAAAAGUCGAAGUUGUGACACAUAAACUUUGAAUUUUAAAAAAAAUUGUUAGAUAUAAACUCAGAAUUCCAAAGAAAAUAAAAGUUGUGAAAUAUAAACUCAGAAUUCUGAAAAAAGUAAAAAAAAACUUCAUGUAACCUCAGGAUUAGAAAAAAGUAAAUUCUGAGAAAAAAGGUUGCAAUUACCUUUUUGAAAAUGUUUUAUUCUGUGAUGGAAAUAAGCUUCCAUACCAGUCGGAUGUCACGGAAGGAAGAAACUUUUCUGUCGUUUGAGCAACACAUUUAACUAUUGUAGCACGGAGUAGGCACUAUUCCUUACACCUGCUAUGCCUCUUGCAAAAUUUUGCACAUUUACAGGUUGAUUUAGCUUGCUAGAGGGACCAUUUACAAGUGUCGGGAUCACCGAGAGCCAAUGUGAAGUGUGUUUUUAGGGUUUUGUCGUGCAGACUUCUCAAAAGGACUAUCGUAUCAUUUCUAGUGACGUCUGUCAAUCAGUUCAAUUCUUGCCAUAAAGCAGAUCAGUGCAAACCUGCAUUAACAAACAUUCCUGUAGAGAAGAAAACAAAAUCAUUGGAUAUCAUAUAUACUGUCAGUCAUACAUUUCAAAUUGUCACCAAAACCAGUUUCUCAAGCAAGAUUUGCAAAUGUUUCUUUUAUGAUCCUGACAGUAAACGAACACCGUAAGGAUGGAUUAUUUUCUCGCAAGCUCCUAUAUAAAGCAUCUAAAUACUCAAACCAACUGAGAAAGCAUUAAAAUUGAUAGAGAAGUUUGUGAUAAGCCACAUUUGAGGAUAUUGAGUCUUUCUAGAAGUCUGUGUAGGAACACUACAUAAAUUAGUCUUUGGGGUCAUUGCACUGGUUCAAAUGUGGUAAAUUGGGCUACUUUAGUGAUCCUGACAUGGACAAGUCAGAACUAUGCUUGUAUUUUAGACAAAGGUCAAGCUAAUGAACUCGUAUACGAUCAUUCCCACCGAAUUACAGAACACUACUUGAUAAAAACAGUGUUUUAGCCCUGAUGGUAUGUAUACUUAACACUUGGUUCUCAUUUUUUAUGUCUUUUUGUAACUUUGUGUUUUUUUUUUUAUGUCAGAUAUUUUGGGAUUUAUGUUUUGUACGGCUGUAGCAUUGUGAUUGUCUUUGCUGUUAACUGGAGAAAUGCAAAUGGACCAAUUAGUGGACGUUGGACGUUUUGUGUAUUUUUAUUGUGCACUUUUUAAACUACUGCUUCCAUCCAUUAGGGGAUUUUUUGUUACUUGUUUUCUUUUCUCUUUUUUUUUUUUGCAAAUGCAUUCAGUUCUGAUGGAUGUUUUGUCUUACUGUAGCUUGUGUAUCCUAACAGAUGACGGCAUCCAUCUGCCUACACUGAACUGUAAGAGCGUCAUCGACGUAUGAAAAUGGAAGAUUUUGGUGUAACCUCCGUUCCUCCACACUGCUUUACUUUAAAAUCGAUUAUCUUCCACUGCAUGUGUUUUCAUUUAUCACACGGUUAUAUGCCUGAGUCUGAUGAUGUGGCCAACAAUAUCACAAUAUCAAGUUUGUAUAUGGGAAUCUGUUAUUAAAACCUCAAAUACUCA
Cyprinus carpio (common carp) is the source of this 4850-nucleotide messenger RNA. Its product is annotated as WD repeat-containing protein 20-like. NCBI's taxonomy places the organism in Eukaryota, Metazoa, Chordata, Actinopteri, Cypriniformes, Cyprinidae. The record is from RefSeq and is a predicted model, not a curated record. Gene Ontology annotation, molecular function: protein binding.